GGCGCAUGCGCAGUGCGGUUGUCAGCGGGUUGGUUGGGUUUGUGUUUACAGCUCGGUCGGCUGGAUGCUGCUGGCUGCUGAUGUUACAGGGGAAGUGCAAUGCCGUGCCAAACGCCAUUGGAAUAAAACAGCCGUGGGAACAAAGGUGAUUUUGCUCAUCAUCUCCCACCACUUCCUCCUCCCGUCUUCCAUUCAUGAGCAGCGUGGCUGAAUUUAACAGCGACAGCCAUGGAUGACAAGGGCUCGGUGGGGAAGAUUAGCGUGUCCUCGGACUCAGUGUCCACUCUCAACAGUGAGGACUUUGUCCUCGUGUCCCGGCUGGGGGACGAGACACCCUCCUCCACUAAUAAUGGUAGUGAUGACGAAAAGACAGGACUGAAGGUGAUUUCUGAGGAAGAGGUCAGCUUUAAGAUUGUGGGGAAUGGAAGUGAACAGCAGCUCCAGAGGGAGUUAGAAGAUGUCCUCAUGGACCCAUCGGUAGCCGACACUGGGCUCGGACCAGAAGCAGGAAUGGAGAGCCUCGGCGGGGGCGACCACGGCCUCCUCCCCACCAUAGCGUCACCCGUGCCGCCGGGCUGCGACCCUCUGACCGCACCGCCACCCAAACUGGAGAUGGUGCUUCCUGUUCAGACGGGCCAGGAGAGCGAACUGAAUGAGAGGUCGUACAGAGGAGAUGAAUCAUCAUCUGAAGGCAGCCCUGGCAGUCCCAUUCCAGAUGAAGACAGCGUCGUCUUCAGCCAGCUGACAUAUCUAGGAUGUGCCUCGGUCAAUGCUCCGCGGAGCGAAGUGGAGGCCCUCCGUAUGAUGAGCAUACUCAGAGGGCAGUGCCAAGUCCCCCUGGAUGUCACGCUGUCUGUGCCAGGCGUGUCUGAAGGCACUGUCAGGUUGUUAGAUCCCAACAACAGCACAGAGAUUGCCAACUACCCCAUCUAUAAGAUCCUGUUCUGUGUACGAGGCCAUGACGGCACACCGGAGAGCGACUGCUUCGCCUUCACCGAGAGCCACUACAACACCGAGAUCUUCAGGAUCCACGUGUUUCGCUGCCAAAUCCAAGAGGCGGUGAGUAGGAUACUGUACAGCUUUGCCACGGCCUUUCGGCGGUCAGCUAAGAGGGCAGUUCUGUCAUCUCAGCAGCCUGCUCCGCUCACCCCCGACAGUGACUUGUUUACCUUCACUGUCAGUCUGGAGAUCAAGGAGGAUGAUGGCAAGGGUACUUUCAGUGCUGUAGCAAAAGACAAGGACAAGCAGAGCUUCAAGCUGCGUGCAGGAUUGGACAAGAAAAUUGUCAUUUAUGUUCAGCAGACCUCCAACAAGGAACUGGCCAUUGAAAGGUGUUUUGGACUUUUGCUCAGCCCGGGGAAAAAUGUGAAGAACAGCGACAUGCACCUGCUGGACCUGGAGUCAAUGGGAAAGAGCUCAGACGGGAAGUCUUACAUCAUCACAGGAAGUUGGAACCCCAACACGCCUCAGUUCCAGGCGGUGAAUGAGGAAACGCCCAAAGAUAAAUUCAUGUACAUGACGACAGCGGUGGACCUGGUGAUAACAGAGGUGGAGGAACCGGUCCGUUUCCUGCUGGAGACCAGGGUCAGGGUGUGCUCCCCAAACGACAGACUUUUCUGGCCCUUCAGCAAGCGUAGCUACACUGAGACAUUCUACCUUAAACUACGACAGAUGGAGCGCAAAGAACGAAAGAGUCCUGCCUCAGACACACUUUAUGAGGUGGUGAGUUUGGAAAGCGAGACCGAGAGAGAAAAAAGGAAGACCACAGCUAGUCCCAACAUCCUGCCCUCUGGGGCUGGUACCAUGGCUCCGUCCCCACCUGAGGAUGAUGAAGAAGAAGAUAAUGAUGAGCCUUUACUCAGUGGGUCCGGUGAUGUUUCAAAGGAGUGCGCAGAGAAGAUCCUGGAGACCUGGGGAGACUUGUUAUCCAAGUGGCAUUUGAACUUAUCAGUGCGGCCCAGGCAGCUUCCAGCCUUGGUGCGCAGCGGCAUCCCCGAGGCGCUCCGUGGGGAGGUUUGGCAGCUUCUGGCAGGCUGCCAUAACAAUGACCACCAGGUAGAAGAGUACCGCACUCUCAUUACAAAGGAGUCGCCUCAGGACAGCGCCAUCACCAGGGACAUCAACAGGACAUUCCCGGCUCACGACUACUUCAAAGACACUGGAGGAGACGGACAAGAUUCACUGUACAAGAUCUGCAAGGCUUACUCUGUUUACGAUGAAGAGAUUGGCUACUGCCAGGGACAGUCCUUCUUGGCCGCGGUGCUGCUGCUGCACAUGCCAGAGGAGCAAGCUUUCAGCGUGCUGGUUAAGAUCAUGUUUGAUUACGGGCUCAGGGACCUUUUCAAGCAGAACUUUGAGGAUCUACACUGCAAGUUCUUCCAGCUUGAGAGACUCAUGCAGGAAUAUAUACCAGACCUGUACAACCAUUUCCUGAAUGUGGGUCUGGAGGCUCAUAUGUACGCCUCUCAGUGGUUCCUCACCCUCUUCACGGCCAAGUUCCCUCUUUACAUGGUCUUCCAUAUAAUUGACCUGCUACUGUGCGAGGGCAUUAGUGUGAUCUUCAAUGUUGCCUUGGCGCUUCUGAAGACAUCAAAAGACGAUCUAAUCCAAACGGACUUCGAGGGAGCACUCAAAUUCUUUCGUGUCCCAGUUCCAAAGAGGUACCGCUCUGAGGAAAAUGCAAAGAAGCUGAUGGAGCUGGCCUGUAGCAUGAAGAUCAGCCAGAAGAAGCUGAAGAAAUUUGAGAAGGAGUACCACACCAUGCGGGAGCAGCAGGAGCAACAGGAGGCCCCCAUCGAGAGAUACGAGCGGGAGAACCGUCGGUUACAAGAGGCCAACAUGCGUUUGGAGCAGGAGAACGAUGACUUGGCACAUGAACUGGUUAGCAGCAAGAUCGCCCUGCGCAAAGACCUCGACAACGCUGAGGAAAAGGCAGACGCCCUGAAUAAAGAGUUGCUGCUGACCAAACAAAAACUGGUCGACUCGGAGGACGAGAAGAGACGGCUGGAGGAGGAGUCUGCACAGCUGAAGGAGAUGUGCAGACGAGAGCUUGAUAAGUCUGAAUCCGAGAUCAAGAAGAACGGUUCUAUUAUUGGGGAAUACAAGCAGAUCUGCUCCCAGCUGAGCGAACGACUGGAGAAACAACAGACCGCCACUCGAGGAGAACUGGAGAAAAUCAGAUCCAAAGUUGAAGGCUGCGAGAAGUGCAGCAGCCUUUUCAACAAAGAGGGUCGUGUGCGGGCCGCCGUGACCACGGCGCCUUCCGGGGCAUCCGAGGAGACCGAUGAGGAGAAAGAGGGUUUGAAGAACCAGCUGAGGGAGAUGGAGCUGGAACUGGCCCAGACCAAGCUGCAGCUGGUGGAGGCUGAGUGCAAAAUCCAGGACCUGGAGCACCAUCUGGGGCUGGCUCUCAACGAGGUGCAGGCCGCCAAGAAGACCUGGUUCAACCGAACGCUCAGCUCCAUCAAGACCGUCACUGGGACCCAGGGCAAGGAGACCACCUAACCCAAUAACCCCCCCUCCCCACCCUCCCCAUCCACAUAGUUUUAACCAGACCGUGUGUGGAGCUCAGUGCAACUCAUCACACUGAAACCUCUGGACCCCUAACGUAACCCAUCGGGCCAUAACUUUAACAUGAACAUUAACCGUUAAAUCCCCGGAUCAUCUUUGCUACGGACUGUGCGACUUGUUCACCUUAUCCGAAUUGUCCUUGUGUUUCCCCUCGUCCCCCCCCUCCUCCUCUCCCGAUCUAAUUCCCUCCCUCCCUCUCCGCCCCGAAUGACUACAGCCAACAAGACGCUGAUGAGAAGGGGUUGAAAACAUAAGAUGAAGUACCACUCCUCCCCUCAGAGACAAUGUGCUUCCACCGGUCACAGAAAGACAACCUUUAGGGAAAAAAAAAAAAAAAAGAGAAACGCUUCUUUGAGUUCUGUCUUUGUACUGCUGAUAUUAAAGGCCCACAGAAGGAAGGUAAGGACAUCAGAACUGUAACUGUCCUCACAGGAUAGAGAAGAAAACACUCCGUCCUUUCCUUACCGCUCUGUUUGCUCCCCCCCCCUCUCUAAACUACUGGCACAAAAAACAACCAGUCCCUGUAAAGUUUUUUUUUCUUUUUUUUUCUCGGUACGAGAGCAAAUAGACGCCUUUUCAGAACUGAGCUUUUUCUAAUUUACGUUGAACAAUACUUUUCUUUUUCUAUGUACGUUCACGAAUGUGCUUAUGUAAAGAGGAUGUGUGUGUGUGAGUGUGUGUGUUAAGUGCGCAUGUAUUUUUGUUGUCAGGUGUAUGUGUUCACGUGCGAUUGAGGAAAAAAACUAAAAGUUUGAACGUAUAAAUAAUCGACUGAAAUGACGUGUUUAUAAAAGAUAGUAACAGGGAGUGUGUGGAAGCCCAAGGGAAAGAAAAAGCACUAAGGUUAUGAGUGUGUGCAUGCAUGUAUGGGGGGGAAAAAAAAGUUUUUCCUGAUUGUCUUGUUUCCUUUAAUGUUCAAAUGUUUAUAUGCUAAAGAGAAGUUUGCUGACAAAGCCUUGAUCUGAAGGUUGAUACCAGUGAUACUGGUGGAUGUGAAUGUGUGAUUUACGGUAAAGCUUAGGAGCUGUUGAGAAACCCAACAGCAGUCAAAUUUCAAACACACAAAAAAGAGAAAUGCUUGAGGUUUGUUUGGUUUGGAUCUUUCAGCACAAAGAAACUUAAAAAGCUCCAAACCAUUCAAACCUCUGCGCUGGUCGAAACCCAGAGCGGCGCAAUGUUUGAUAGGAGCCUGACGCACUGUUUAGAAGAGGCGUAAAGUCAAAAUGGAAAACCCCCGCGCACACACACAACGUCGUACGUCCCGCUGCACUUAAACACACCUUUAAAACGCGUCUCCCCCUCUCGGUGGCACCAGCUGCUGUGAGACCUCUGACCUCCACCGGCAGGGUUUAAAUGCUCGGUCGAGCAGCGCGGCAGAGCCGAUUUAGUCCUCAAGACUCAGUCAGAUCUUCGUGAUUAGUUUUACCACUCUGACCCUCAGACUACACACAGGCUACAUUUAUAUAAAUCCACGACUGACCGAACACUGGCCACUUUAUUAUUGCUUGUUAAAAUAGAAGAUGGUGCAGAAAAAAAAACAGCAAAAGUCUGUUUAAAAUGUUUAAACCCAUCAAGAUGUAACAAAAGGACAUGUAACAAUUAUUCUUUGCCUGACUUUAGUUUCUGAAAACUACUGGAUGAGGCAAGAGUGUGUGAUGGGAAAAUGCUACAUGAUGUAAGAAAUUACAGUCACAAGGUCAGAGUUUGUCAUAAAAAUCUUCUUUGGUAGAAACUGAUGGUAGACUUCUAAUUGGACUUUUCUUAGCUCACAACCUAAUCCCUCAACGUCACUGGCCUGCCACAGUUACAUUGUUACUGUCCAGGUGCACCAAAGCGUCCAGGAACAUGACGGAAACUUGUAUUUUUUUCCGGCUGCCUGCUCUCGACUCAGCGGAGCACCUUUGGGAUGGAGCUGAGCGGGAUAACCGUGGCACAAAAGAAAUCUCACAAAAAUCCGCCGGAUUUGAUCGACUUUUAUCGAACCGGCUCGGAGCAAAAAAAAAGAAAAACACUGUGAAACCUUUCCAGUACCUUGAUAAAUUCACGUCUCAGAGCAUUUAGCUCCGGUCUGGAGCGAAAAGCAGAUGUUAUUCGGGUCAGAGAAGAUUUAAAUAUCGAAGUGUUCAGUGAGAGCUCAUACACAUGAGCGGUCCCAACAUGUAACUCUGCACCUAAAGUGUGGAUCAGUGUCGCAGGAGUUACGCCGUCAGUUGCGGGAUUUCAGAGCAAUGUCAUAAGAGGUCAACGUAGAGGCUGAACACCAUAAAUCAGUCCAGGUAGGGGAGGGGGGGGUGAGGUGGUUAUUAAGUGCUUGUGUGUGUUUCAUAUUUAGCCAACUCAAAAGGGCGUUAAACAAUAUUUCAACUUCUAGUCAUACUUCAACAUAUAAGACUGAUAAAAGCUUCAUUUGUGUUGCCAGCCCUAAAACUAACUAUUACUGUAAAUCUAACUUGGGAGAUGGAGUCUGAUUGGCCAGAAUCUGCUUGUGAUGUCAGAGGUUUGCAGAAACAAAGGGCCAUCGCUCUAAAGGCACUGGGUUGUACAUAACAAACAUUAAAAACAAACAUGAAUAUCGAGCUUUUGUUGAUGAUUUUCUACUCUGUAACUAUAACUAAUGUUGCCUACUUGUACCCCCACCUGCUGCCGUGCUCCAGUUUAAUCCAUAACAAUGUUUCUUUUGUUUUUUUUUUUUUUUUUUUUUUUGUUUUUUUUGCUCCAAGCUUCUCAGUCUGACUGCUGUUUGGUUAAUUAAAUGCCAAAACGUAGCUUUAUCAUCCAACGACAAAACCAUUAUCAACGUGUGGAAAUUGUAAUAGUGUAGAAUGCAUUGUGUAUACUUCAUGAAUUUCAAUAUAAAGAUAUCAACACACGAA
Mugil cephalus (flathead mullet) is the source of this 6443-nucleotide messenger RNA. RefSeq names its product rab GTPase-activating protein 1. The transcript has 27 exons. The record is from RefSeq and is a predicted model, not a curated record. Bases 229 to 3504 code for a protein of 1091 amino acids. Lineage: Eukaryota; Metazoa; Chordata; Actinopteri; Mugiliformes; Mugilidae.